Molecule: messenger RNA, 2466 nt
Organism: Botrytis byssoidea
Lineage: Eukaryota; Fungi; Ascomycota; Leotiomycetes; Helotiales; Sclerotiniaceae
Exons: 4
Coding region: 588-2198 (536 amino acids)
Biological process (GO): proteolysis
Molecular function (GO): aspartic-type endopeptidase activity
Source: RefSeq, a predicted model, not a curated record
ACGAAAUGAAAUAAAGGAAAGAGAAACUUGUUAUUGGAUCUUUCUCUAGGGUCCUAAUUUUUAUCUCUUGUUACUUUUUGGGGAUCAGAUUGCGUGCAUAAAUAAAUACCCAGAUCUUCUGCCGUCUUGGGGUUUUCCCUUUCUCUUCCCGAGCUGGCUCAUCCAUCCAUCGUGCCAUCCCAUUAACUUUGCACUAAACAAGGACUUUGGGUUGAAUUAACCUUGAUUUAAGGAAAGAAGGCUAUCACAGCUAUCAAAGCUUACUUCGCUAGCUGCCUAGGUAGAGGAUAGUGCUGCCGUCUCAACCUAGUUGCCCUCAAAUGGUCCAAUCACGAUAGAGGGACAAGGAAACCACGGUACAAUUCCCAAUACUAUCCCACUCCACCUUCGCCAUCAGCUACUGUGACGAAAGAAAAUAAAUACGAUUCACUCAUUUCCAGCCUCAAUCUUCUUUCCUUCUCUUGGCCAUUCACGAAUUUACCUUUUCUCUUCCUCCUCUUUCUCCUUCUCUUCCCUCUCCUCGACCUCCUACACCUUUUCUCUUCCGCCAUCUUCUCUCUAUCGAUAAUACCUAAAAUACCGCAGACAUGGCGAGAUCUACAAUACUCGCAAGUUUACUGCUGAGCUCUUCGCUUUUGAGCUCUGCAGGUGCAAACACCAUUCAAAUGUCAAUCGCCAAGAAUCAUGCCAAUGAAGCAGAACAAUUACAAAGGCGUCAACAAUACCUCCAGCGACGGGGUAUGGGAGAGGUGAUGCGAGUUGAAGAAAGGGCAGAUACAGUCACGGCCAGUCUGGGAAAUGCUGUAACUAGUGGAUUAUAUUAUGCCAAUGUUACAGUGGGGUCACCGGCACAGGCACUGAGUUUACAAAUCGAUACGGGUAGUUCUGAUGUUUGGGUGCCGAGUUCGAGCGCGAGCAUUUGUGAGGAUACUAGAGAUGGGGGAUGCCCGGGGGGAAGUUUUGAUUAUUCUGCAUCCAAGACUUUUCUCGACGUAGACCAAGAUGCUUUCAAUAUUUCAUACGUAGAUGGAACUGGAUCCACUGGAGAUUAUUUCCAAGAUACAUUCUCAAUUGGUGGAGCAACUGUUAAAGGUUUCACAAUGGGUUUGGCUACCAAUACUUCUAUCUCAAUUGGAAUCAUGGGUAUUGGAUACAAUAGCUCCGAAGCAAAUAUUCAGACUGGAAACGGGACUACGUACCCAAAUUUACCGAAUGUGAUGGUCUCUUCAGGAUUGAUCAAAUCAAAUGCCUAUAGCUUGUGGUUAGAUGAUUUACAAUCAAGUACUGGCUCAAUAUUAUUCGGUGGUAUUGACACAGAGAAAUACGUGGGUGAUUUAGUCACAGUCAAUGUCUACCCAAGUUCUCGUGGAGGAUCAGUAACAUCCUUUACUGUAGCUUGGACUUCUCUCUCAGUUCAAUCCUCAUCUGGAACUGAUCAAUUGACCCCUACCGAUUUUGCUCGCCCAGCAAUCCUCGAUUCUGGAACCACCAUUACCCUUCUACCUGAUGACGUUGCAGCUAUUGUUUUCGAAGAACUUGGAGCAACAGUCUCUCAACAACUUGGUGCGGUAGUAGUUCCAUGUGCUCUAGCCAAGAAGACUGGUAGCAUAAACUACGGUUUUGGGGGAGUGGGUGGCCCCACCAUCAAGGUGGAUGUGUCACAACUCGUAUUACCUCUCACCACAAGCAAUGGCCGUACACCAACUUACGACAAUGGUGAGGCAGCUUGUCAACUCGGUAUCCAAGCUGCCGGCUCAAACCCCACGCUUUUCGGUGAUACGUUCUUGAGAUCAGCAUACGCUGUCUAUGACCUCGACAAUAACAGAAUCGGACUUGCCCAAACCGAUUUUGACGCUACUGGAUCCAAUAUCGUACCAUUUGCAAGCGCAGGUGCACCUAUCCCAAGUGCAUCGAGUGCACCAAAUGAAGAAGCUGUCACUCAAACAGCUUCCGGAAUUCCAAGAGUUGGUGUAACAGCGACUGCGACUGGAACUGGUCAAGCAGCAACGUACAAUCCCACUGCCACGGGAUUGAAUGCUGAGGAUGGGUUUACGUCUACAUCAUCAGCGACUAGCUCUUCGAAAAAAUCUGCUGGAUCAGGAGGUCCUGCACCAUUUGAAUGGGCUAGAGUCUUCGUUGGUGGUUUCGCGAUAACAAUGGCUGCUGUUGGGGGUGGUAUCUUUACUCUUCUAGUUUGAUAAAGUUUUGAAGAUAGGAAGCGGAGGAAAUACAUAAGCAAAAUACAUUGUAUAUUAUGUACUUACACAGCCUUGUGUAGUUUUACGAAGCAAUACGAAAGCGGAUAUUAUAUUUGGCGCAAAGAGUCUUUUUUUUCUGGAAGCGAUGGCAUUGAUGGAUGAAUAUAUGUGCUCGGGUUGUUUAUACUGAGCAUAGCAGGAGAGGUAUUUAGUUUAAUAGGAAGAUGAAAUAUGGAAUAGAGAAAUAUACUCUUCAAUCAUCAGUUCA